Acaromyces ingoldii is the source of this 1186-nucleotide messenger RNA. RefSeq lists its product as hypothetical. The record is from RefSeq and is a predicted model, not a curated record. The coding region runs from base 91 to 1044 and encodes 317 amino acids. The transcript is spliced from 2 exons. Lineage: Eukaryota; Fungi; Basidiomycota; Exobasidiomycetes; Exobasidiales; Cryptobasidiaceae.
AUUUGAACUUUCCCUCCUCUGAUCCAACAACACGCGUCUGUCUCACUGACUGAUUGACAGGAUAGCUGACCGGCUGACUGGCUGGCGCAGAUGGAUAAGGGCCCUGCUCAGAAGAUAGCGUCUGCUGAAGCUGGCGUCGUCGAUGUGCGAAGCGGGGCGGGGGGACAGAGAGUCAAGGGGGCCCUCGUGGUCGGUGGAAGAGCUGGAUUAAGCCAGCGAUUCUCGUGGCUACCGCCUCCAGGGCCCAAUUCUCUUCCUCUCGUUGUCCUUGUCUCGAAGGCUGAAGAGAAGAGCGAGAUUGCAGAGACGCUUAGCAGGUGGAAUAUCGAGGUGGUCGUCAGCAACGACGAUGCCACUUUCUGGCGUGAUGCCCAGUCUUUGCACUUGAUCCUCGGACAAGGGGAGGAGGACACUACGAGGCUCCUCUUUGCACCGUCACCGAUUUUAGACAGAGCCAUGUCAUUGUGGGAGAAGGAGGCAGCAGAGCGCUGGAGCUCUGGGCAGGCAACCCUGCUCGACCUCGGCUGUGGUGCUGGAAGAGACAUGGCGUGGGCCGCGCGGAGGUCGACAUAUUCUCAAGUCCGAUGGCUAGUAACGGGAGUCGACAACCUCGAAGCAACGAUCAGGAGAGUCAGGCUGCUGGCCAGCGACCUCCGUCUGGACCAGCCGCACUCGUCUCGGAUCGAGUCCAUUGUCUGGGGACAGACUACGGCAGAGGGAAGCGUGGACGUCUUCCAAGGCACCCUCCCUCACAAGACGUGGGACAUCAUUCUCAUUGUUCGCUUCCUGCCCCGCAGUCUUCUCCGCAGGCUCAACGAGUGGACACACGAUGGAUCUCUCCUUGCCCUCAGUCAUUUCGUCCACGGUGCGGGCUGCGAGUACGACUCGCCGCCAAUCCCAGCCAGAUUGCAGCCAGGCGAGAUCGAAGAGCUCAUCGACAAAUAUUUGAGCUCCGCGCAAUGGAGCAUCAUCAGCGAUCAGAUUGACCACACCGAAGAUGGACGACCGCUCCGGAGCGUCAUCGCGCGAAGAAAGGCCCGCUAGCCAUGGAAGCGCAUUUCUUUUGCUUCUUCUCCCUUGCAGCUAGCAGCAGCCUACUCUUCUGUAAAACAUACACUACUAUACUACUUACUACCUCCACCCGCGAGGCGGGCGGACACACUAAAAGUCAUUUAGAGCUCCUUUU